Molecule: messenger RNA, 2331 nt
Organism: Vespa velutina
Lineage: Eukaryota; Metazoa; Arthropoda; Insecta; Hymenoptera; Vespidae
Exons: 8
Coding region: 134-1519 (461 amino acids)
Source: RefSeq, a predicted model, not a curated record
GGAUAAACAAGUUAAUUAUGAAAAAGAACCUAAUUGAAUAAUUAUCAUGUAACUGUUUGAAAAAAAAAAAAAAAAAAAAACCAACAAACACCAGACGGUAAAAUCUGAACUGAAAGAAGUCCUGGUACAAACAAUGAGUAGAUGCGAGUUUUGCAAUCAACAUUUUCGAACUCAAGGAAUUUUAUCGUCGUCCCAGCUUUCCGCUCAAUGUACAUCUUGUUCAGCGAUCAUCCAGCUUCUACGCGGAGGUAUCACUAUUCCAUGUUGUCCCAAUUGCAAUUGCAAGACUGGAGUUUUACAGAUGGAACAGAAAAAACAAAGGGUUCAGAUACAAGGCAUCGAACAAAACGGUGAUCAAAACGACGUUCAAAAUGGCGAUCAAAAAAACAAUUCAAAGGGACAAACGACGGAAAAUCAAGUACAAGCGAGGUAUCAUCAAGUGGAAACGACGGAGAAUCAACGAAAUCAUUCGAAAAAUAAUAAUUCUCGAGCCUUAACGAGUUUUACGAAGAUGACUGUAACAGUACACUGCGCAUCGCCAAGCACAACAAUGGAAGUAGCGACUUCAACCGGAUCAAAGGAAAACGUUGUUACCACUUAUAUCCCGCUACAGGGACCACCUCUAAUGCUAUCUAAUAACGAAAAAUCUCAGAACACAACACAGAUUCCAAUAAUGUAUCAGCAAACUGAAAAUUCAAUAGAGAUGUUACAUUCGAAAGAUGAAAAUCAGACAGUACAGGUUCAAGAAAUCGAACCGCCCAAAGAAUUGUUUAUUUCUGCGGCAGAAAGUGUCGAAUUAGAAAAAUAUAAUAACGAGAAUGAGGAGGUAAAACUUCCUUUGCAAAUUAAGGAUAGUAAAGAAAGCACAGAAAUUAAAAAAAAUGAUGUUAAAGAAUUACGAUCAAAUCAAGUUUCACAUCCGAGAAUACAUAGGUCAGAUACAAAUGAUAAUAAUUUAACGAAUAAAGGUCGAAAAAGCAGAGAACAAAAUAAUUCUGCGAAACAAAAUAAAAGGAUUAAGAGAACAAGAUGUGUAACAUUGCAGAAGGAUAAAAAAGAUAAUGCUCGUACAUAUUCGAGAUUUUUACCAUUGGAAGAUAUAAAGACUAGAGAUUUGAAGGAUGUAAGAUGUAACGAACAGGAUUACAUGCAGACUAUUUGCAUGCCUAUAAUCCCUCACGAAGUCGUUGAACAUCCACAUUGUGGCAGAACUAUCAUGUCAUCGGUUUUUCAACGAAACAAUAGAAUUGAUCCAGCAUACAUGCCAGAAUGCGAAACUUAUAUCGCUCAAACGGAGAAUCCAUAUAUUCAAGGUGAAGUUGAUACUCCAACUGAGCCGUCUACUAUCCUCCCGAUUGCAGCUACGACAAAUACAGAUGUAUGCACGACAUGUAAAAAGGAGAAGGUAAAUAGGAAUUCUUAUUUCUUUCACAAAGAUUGUAAUCUCUUUUUUUUUUAUUAUUAUUAUUGGUUAUCGUUUUCUCAUUUUUCUCUCUUUUUUUAUUCCCUGUUUCCAUAAGCUAAUAUCUUUCAGUAUUAUAAUAUAUACAAAGAUAAUGAAAGAAGAGUUUACUGCAAUUUAUGUAUUUCUCCAUGUUCAAAUAAAGUAUAUGUACACACACACACACGCGCGCGCGCGCGCGCUCACACUCACACACAUAUAUAUAUAUAAUGAUAAAAAUUUAACUUUUUUAUGGCUUUGAUAAAUCAUUUCAUUUAGGUAUCGAUUAUUACGAAUCGAAAUGAAGAUAUUCCACAAGAGAGUUUUAACUCUGGAAAUUUUCCAUGUAUAAGUAGAGGAAUCGUUUCUGCAAGUUUCCAAAGUGUUUCCUUAAUUGUAAAAUAUUGAUGAAAUCAUUCGUAGAUAUAAAUUAAUUUUGUUUGCAGAAAUAUGAUAAAAAACUUACUUACUGUACGAAAUGUGCCCAAUUACAAUCUUAAAUAGUUGCAACGUCUGUAAUUUUUCAUGAAUUGAAACGUAAGUAAUUUACUGAUUCGUGUUAUAAUUGAAACUUCGUAUUUAUUUGAUUCAAAUAUUUUCUAGAUUCUUUCGUAAAACGAUUAUUAUUAUUACGACGUUGAGAUGUUAUCGAUUGAAGUUAACAAAACGACAUUUAUAAUCUACUUUAGUGGAGUAGCUUAACUAUAGUCAAUAAUCGUAGUACAUGUAAAUAUUACAAUAUACAUAAUAGUACAUUGAUAGAAAUAUUUAUUUGAACGUAACAAUGUAACAUAAAAAAAAGUUUUCUGGACAAACAUACUUUUGUUGAGAUAAAAACAGUACGAAAUUAAAUCUUUUUUGUUUUAAUUUUUCUUUUUUUCUCUUACAUC